Molecule: messenger RNA, 1836 nt
Organism: Lachancea nothofagi CBS 11611
Lineage: Eukaryota; Fungi; Ascomycota; Saccharomycetes; Saccharomycetales; Saccharomycetaceae
Source: the annotation of a GenBank genome assembly
AUGAAUGAUGCAGGGCUUGGAUUGCCGGUCAAUAGCGGUGGGGAUGCAUCUAACGAUAUGCCAACUCUUAGUUUUAGCCAAGGAAACUACAAUUCGAACAUGAAAAACGGUAGCGGCCACCCGCCAAUGGGCGCAUCUGGAGGAUUGAACGCUCAGCAACAGCAUCAAUUACUGCUUCAACAGCAGCAACAGCAGCAGCGUCUGUUAAUGCAACAAAAACUGCGGCAACAGCAACAGCAGCAGCAGCAGCAGCAGCAACAGCAGCAAGCCAUGCAAAACUACGAAAGCCAAUUUUACCAGUUUCUCAUGACUGUCAAUAAGAAGCCCAAGCGCUUGUAUAACUUCUCGGAAGAACCAGAUGCGAUUUUAAAGAAAUACGAGCAAUUCCGGCCUAGCUUCGAGUUCCACAUUUACGAAAACAACUAUAAAAUAUGCGCUCCGGCCAACACCAGACUUCAACAGCAGCAGAAAACACCCCAGGCAACUAGUGACGGGUUGAUUCUUAAUAAGAACAACGAGACGCUUAAAGAAUUUUUAGAGUAUGUGGCACGCGGCUGCAUUCCCGAAGCCAUAAUGGAAGUUCUGAAGGACUGCAAUAUUCAGUUUUACGAGGGAAAUUUGAUCUUGCAAGUUUAUGACCAUACAAAUACUGUAGACGUCAAACAGGCACAGAAAAAUGGCCCUGACCUGUCUUCGGCAAACGCUUCGGCGGUUAAAAAUCCGGCCACUCCUAACACUACCGGCGCUGCGACUAAUUCUGCAAGCCAGGGCUCCGAGCAAGAGUCACAGGGUAAUUCUUCUGACCAGCAGACCUCAAACUCAGCCGAAAGACCGCCAACAUCUGACGCUCCGAAAACUAGUUCUGGCACUGAACCCGUGGAUUCUGCCGGAGACUCUAAAGAUCCUGAGGACACGAAAGCCAACAAAGACGUUGUUGCUACUCUCAAACGUCCCAGAGUUUACCGUACGUUGCUGCGACCUAACAGCUUAACCCAUUAUUACGAUAUGCUAUCGUACGCAGAUCAUACACGAUUCUCAGAUAACAUAUAUCAACAACUUGAAUCCGAAAUUCUCACUUUAACCAAGCGUAACUUAAAGCUUGAUGUACCGCUCAAUCCUUUUGAACACCGAGAUAAGUUAGACGAUUCCGAGUUCCUUCCUUCCGAUACGACGCUACAUCGUGAGAUCUCUUCUCGAAAGGGUACGAAAGGACAAGUAGGUCACAUCGAUCUGCAUGAAGAGUCGCCUCAACAUAGUUCGAGUUAUGAGCAAAUGAUGUUGAUUAUGAGUGAACGGACUACUACGACAACGAUGUCCACAAUUGCAGCGUCUCUUGCAAAAAGCGCAGCUGAUUUGACAAGCAGCUCUUUAAAGAGUGGCGGUGGGAAAGGAUCAUCGAAUGUCUCUGGCACCCCUGGAAGAAGUAGUGGAAGUAAUUCUGUCGCAGCUGCUGCCGUAGCUGCUGCUGCUGCCGUAGGUUCAAGCAGUAAUGAUAACAAUCAAUUCAGCCGGUUGAAAUUUGUCGAACAAUGGCGUUCCAACAAAGAAAAACGAAAACAGCAGGCAAUGAACGCUAAUAUGACGCCGGCAAGCUAUAACCAACGAAUUUCUAUGUCAGCUCCUUUGACCGCCCAACAAAUAAAGCAGCAGCAGUUAUUGCAGCAACAACAACAGCAGCAACAGUCUUCAGAACAACAAAGGGGAGGUAACAAAAGAGCGGGCGAUGACGACAAGAGUAAGCCAACAAAAAAACAGCGAAAGACAGCGAAGAAGGCUACGCCAGCAGCAGCAGCUGAUGCGUCUAAAAAGAAGAAAACGACAAAGGGUAAAAAGUAG